Molecule: messenger RNA, 5741 nt
Organism: Rhopilema esculentum
Lineage: Eukaryota; Metazoa; Cnidaria; Scyphozoa; Rhizostomeae; Rhizostomatidae
Source: RefSeq, a predicted model, not a curated record
UGGUAGAAAUUAAUUUGUGCUAAUCAAAGUCUGUUUGUCUUGGUCAAGCACAAAGUAAAUAAAAAACAUAAAUUUCUUUUGCAUUCUGAGAGAAAAUCAGCCAUAUCCAUGAUUGUUUGACUUUCUUGUUUUCAUGCGGAUUUCAUUGUUUUCAUGGAGAAAACCAGCCAUACCUACAUCAGUUUAGAUUGUAAUUGAAAAAAGGUUGCCUAUUUGCCUUGGAAGAUAUUCAUCGGAUGUACAAGAACAGAACGAUGAUUUCACUGAUUUUUACGCAAGUAGGCAUGUUCGUGGUGUUUGCUCAGUUGGUCAAGCAAUUUGAGCCCGUUAAGUAAGUCCAGAGUUUGUUUACUUGGGAAAUUUCAUAAAUUUAUGCUACAUUUAUAAGUCAUAUCUCUGCAGCUUGUCUGACUUCAGAUUUCCUACCAGCCUUUCGUCUUUGAGCUGCCAAGAGAUGAGCUUGUGAACUUCUUUAUCAAAAGGUGAGUUUCGUAUCUCACUAAUAUCUGCUUAUGAAAAUCUGGAGGCCAAGCUUGAAAAGGUAUUUGCUGUAAUUUCAUACUAGAUUCCAAAUUGGAUUAGUCACACAUAUUUAAAUGUUGCCACAGAAGAAUUAGCUUGGCUAGAGUAAAACACACGUAAAAAACGAUACAUUUUUUAUUCUUUAUGGAUAUCUUAAUUGACUUCAUCAUGUUUGGCUUAGUGUCUUGUCACUUAAAAUGAAAUUUGUUGAAUCUAGUGGAAUAGAAUAUUGAAAAUUAUGUGCUGGCAGAAAAAAUCCUUCUACAUACUUCUACAUUCUUACUUUCUACAGAAGACCGCGAUAUUUAUGUCCCCUUGACGAGAAUUGCUACUUGACGAGCUUCUAAAGAAUACAUACUGACUUUCUGAACUUUCAGAUCAGAUUGACAGAAGAUGAGGUCACGUUUUUAUAUUGUGGUGUUUACAUUGCUGAAAUUUGCCGAUUUGAUGCUCGAGUCUGCAGGAGCAGGUGAUAGUUACUAUGACAUUUGGAUUGGUGGAUAUCUGGACAUUCAUCGCUAUGACAAAACCAAAUAUGGUGGAUGUGGCGAGUUGAAUGAACACUCAUUUUACUAUAAAGAAGCUAUAAAAUAUGCUGUUCGCACAAUCAACGAGAAUAAGAGUAUUUUGCAAGGGAUUCCUUUUUACACGAAGAUUUUUGACAAUUGUGGGACGGUAAAAGGGAUCAUUUCUGCUAUGAAUCAGCUUUCAUAUCACCGUAUAAUGGGGUCAAUUGGGCCUAUGCAGUCAGACAUUGCAGUUUUCACGUCUCCUAAAGCAGCUGCUUUUAACCAACUUACAAUCAGCCACGCAGCAACAACAAUUGAGUUUAAUGACAGGGAUAGAUAUGGGACAUUUUUUCGGACAGGACCAUCUGAGGAGGAUGAAGUCCUUGCUAUUAUUGAUAUCAUACGUCAUUUCAAUUGGACUUAUGUAUCGGUGGUUAAUUCGUACGGAUACAAUGGGCAGAAAGCUCUGAGCUGUUUGUUUCUAAAUGCCACUGUAGUCGUAAUACUGUCAAGCGAAGAAGACACGAGGCUGCUGUUGCAUGCAGCUGAGGCUGAUCAUCGGGCUAGAUUGCAGUUGACUUGGAUAUCAGGUACGAAGUUCAUGGCGUAUAAGGGGUUUGUCAGUGGCAUUGAGCAGGCGGCAAAAGGAGCCCUAAUGCUCAGUUACUCGAAUAUGACGAUGCCAGAUUUUGAUGCAUAUGUAGAUAGGCACGCUGAUAAUUAUUCGCGCCGUUUCUGGCUGAAACCAAAGCACGACAUGCGGAUUGCUCCCCAUUCAGUAAACUUUGACAGACAUGGCAGUGUUCCUAGGCCAUUUGAUAUUGUGAAUUUUGACGGCAGAGAGUUUCAGAAGGUCGGGCAAUGGCAAAGAAGGCAUGGCACAAAUGCAGGCUUCAUAAAGGUUUACACCAGGCUGGCUAUUCAAUGGAGUUCUUCGAACAUGACAACAGUUUCUAGGUGUUCAUCUCCAUGUAAACUGAACGAAAUUAAGACAGAUAUGCUCCAUCCUCAGUGCUGCUUCUCGUGUAAGCCAUGCAGUAAUAACAGUAUUAUCACAAAUAACAGCUGCGUUCAAUGCCUCUACCACCAGAAAGCCAACGACCAAAGAGAUCAAUGCAUGGACCUCCCUAUUCUUUCUUUAAGCUACGCCAAUACGCUUCCUGUCAUCAUUAUUACUGGCAUGACACUCGGCUUAUUUCUUACAACUUUCGUAUUUACUUCUUUUAUUAAGAAUAUCAACAAUCAGGUCGUCAAGGCAUCAAGCAGAGAGAUAUCUUUCGUAAUUCUGACUUCGUUCUAUGCAUUGUUUGGUACGUCGAUCUUGUUUAUCAUGGAGCCUACAUUUGCAACGUGUGCACUUCGCCGAAUUAUCGUCGGUUUGGGCCUUACGACAUGUUACGGUGCAUUAAUGCUCAAAACCAACAGAAUCUAUCGCAUUUUCGAGGCAGCAAAAUUAGCCCGAACGCCUAUUCUAGUUAGCACAAAAUCGCAAAUAACAAUCUGUUUGCUGUUCCUGGGUCUGCAAGUCUUGCUCAGCACUGCUUGGAUACUGGCCGAUCCACCUUUGGUGAUGCCUACCCGAUCUCCAGAUGGAGAUCAUGUGUUUCUCACGUGCAAAUCAAACCGGUUUAAUUUCCUGCUGAACCUGCUUCCGUGCUCCAUCUUCAUGCUCCAAUGCACAUUUUACGCCUACAAAACCAGAAGAUUCCCGGAGAAUUUUAACGAAGCUUCAAGCAUUGGCAUCACGAUGUACGCCAAUUGCUUGAUGUGGGUCUCAUUUGUUUCAGUUAAACUAUGGCUCGAUUCCCAUAACAGGGAAAUUCAAGAGUCAGAGUUAGUCGUUGGGAUUUUCUGUAACGCUGUUAGUACAGUCAACGCUGCUGGACUUUUUGGGCCUAAAUUGACACGGAUAUUCUUUGGUCAGAGAGAAACCGUGCCGGUGAGGUUCUUCCUAUCAUCCCAAGUGAGCACUGUUUCUACUGCGGUUACAGGAAUUUAAACAAAGAUUGCAAGAUUAUGAUUCUGCAAAAUUUAGUACAACAAACGUUGCUUGGUGCCGUAUAAAAGCUUUGGGCCCAAAUAACGCCUGGUACCCAAGUAACACCUGGUACCUAUGUAGCGCCUGGUACCCCAGUAACGCUGGUACCAAAGUAGCGCCUUGUACCUAAGUAGCGCCUUGUACGCAAGUAGCACCUUGUACCAAAGUAGCGCCUUGUACCUAAGUAGCGCCUUGUACGCAAGUAGCACCUGGUACCUAAGUAGCGCCUGGUACCCCAGUAACGCUGGUACCAAAGUAGCGCCUUGUACCAAAGUAGCGCCUUGUACCAAAGUAGCGCCUUGUACCUAAGUAGCGCCUUGUACGCAAGUAGCACCUGGUACCUAAGUAGCGCCUGGUAACCCAGUAACGCUGGUACCCAAGUAGCGCCUUGUACCUAAGUAGCACUUGGUACCCAAGUAACACAAAGUAAUGCUUGAUGCUUGGCAUUGAAGUAAAGAAGUAACGGUUAACAAUGUUCCACUAAUACAAAUCCAAUAUUACCGCUUCUAAAAGCGAAUGAUGGUCAGAAAUCAUUUUCGCAUUAGCCAACCUUUGGAAGAGCUUAGAUAAGGAAUCUAAAACAGCAUGGCACCUUUUCUUGGUACCUGCAAAAUGCUGUCAAUAAAGAAUUUCAAGUACGCAGCCACUCUUUCCUUUUAAACUUGUUUAAGACUUAUAGUGUACUUCAUUUAGUUAUAAUUUCCUUUUUACUACAUUUCUUCUUUUAACAUGUCAGUUUCAAAAGCAUUACCACUUACUGAAAUAUUUAUAAAGAUUGUAAAAUUAAUAUAUUGCAAAUAUUUGGUUAUUAAAUACCGUUUAGCCUGGUUUGUGAGAGAAAGAUUGAUACAAAUGCCCUUCAAAUAACUGCCAUCUGAUGGCAUUAGAAUUGCUCCAGCUCUAUAGUUCAUUUCGAUAGUUUGAUUUUCUUCUUUAUAUUGCCAAGUUAUAUUAUAUUUUGGUGGUCCUGGUCGAGCAGCCUUAUAGCCUUAUAUGCGAAUGUCUUCUUUGCAGCUAUUAAAGAUCGUGUAGGAUCUUAUGGUAACAAUAUCUUACAUUUGCCUCUUUUUGCAUAAAUGGUUGUACCUUAUUGCUUUUGUCUUUAAUCAGGAAAGUAACAAUUCAGCCAACGCAGACUAAUUCGAACUCGUGUAAUUGAAAGUUUUACUAAUUUGAACAAAAUUCGCAGGUCCAUUAAAAAGAAAAAUCUAUGAUUCGAAUCUUUGUAGAUGGAACGUAAUGUAAAUGGAAGGCAAUCCAGUCGUACUGAAUUUUCCACAUGUUUUGAGGUAACAAAAGUGAAUACUCAAUGACGUUAUGAAUAAAUCAAAUUAUUAGCUAAGGAAUCAGAUUCUGUUGCAGUUCACGCUAAUUUUCAUUACUAAGUCAUAUCAAAGAACAAUUAUUUUUUAUAUACCCUUAGCAAAAAAGUCCAUCUAUUCUCUCCAUAUUCAAUUGUUAUCAAAGACAAGGUUUUUACAUCAGAAAGCCGCAGAAUCAAAUUUUGAAACAUAACUUCUGUUCGAUUCAAUCUACAUUGAUAUUAUUCAAUAUAACCUACAAUAUACAUUGAUACCUACUAACUAACUAACAAUAUAUAUAUAUUUCAAUUUGUAUUCUCUGUAGAUAAAAUUUCUCUAUUUAUGCGUAUUUUACAGCUAAAAGUUAUAGAUAAUCUAGAUUUGAGCAACCUGUAUAUUGCUUUACAGUGAAAUGCAAUUUUCUUUAACUUCAAACUUACAAGCUAUCUGCAUGUAACCUCUUUAUUCCCAAAAUUAAAAUUCUGAGCGCCUUCACUACUUAAAUAAAAUUCAAGGUCACAGUUUAGAGUUUUGGAAAGGUCGAAAUCCAAAGGUCAAAGUGAUGAGGUCGAGUUCAUGCUUAUGGAUUAGAGUUCUUUGGCAAAAAGGUCAGACCUCUGUAAUUAAGUUAAUAUGAUGGGAACUGCAUUGCUUUAGAACUGAAAUAAUUUUGUAACUUCUAUCAUUUUUCAAUGGCAAAAAUGUCUUAUUGACAUUAUUCAAUUUUCUCCUUGUGUAAGCUAUUUGGAAAGUAUUUUUUCGGGCCACGCCCUGAAGCUAUGUUAAAAUUGUGGAUUCGAUAGAGUUCAGAAAACAUUCUUUCUCCUUGCUGUGGGAAAAGUUUUAAGGAAGGUAAUUAGGGCAAUAUUUCAUCCGAGGGACGUUGAAGCGUUUUCUGAACUCUUGAACAAGAUUAAAUUUAUAUAUAAUAAACUCUGGAACAUUUACGAGAAAUAAUUUUUGCUAAAAGAAAUCUAUAGUCAAUACGUUAACACACCGAGAAAUGUAAAAGCCAUUGAUAUCAGUUGUCUCUUCCUUCACUAAUCUGGCAUGUUAUUUUGCUCUCCUCCGUUGUGCCAUACAUUUAAUGCUCAUUUUAUCAGAGCUCUGAUAAUUGAAACUACUUUAUCUACGACAUUUCUCCUUAAAGCCUUGAAACUCUUACAAACUGACUUGACUUUUUGUAAUAUCUACUUCUCUUUCCAUUAGCUGGCCUUCCUUCUCCAUUUAUUGACAAAUACCAUCUGGAUUUGUGGUUUCUGUGCAAAAAUGCUUGAUACGUGUGGUAACUGUUUAGUUCUAGCCGCUCCAUAAACACACAUUCGAGACUUUUUGUGCUCUAAAAUACAAAGGGCUUUAUAUAAGCCUUUA